Messenger RNA from Saccoglossus kowalevskii, 3711 nucleotides. RefSeq names its product ubiquitin carboxyl-terminal hydrolase 44-like. Gene Ontology annotation, molecular function: zinc ion binding; cysteine-type deubiquitinase activity. The record is from RefSeq and is a predicted model, not a curated record. Gene Ontology annotation, biological process: protein deubiquitination. NCBI's taxonomy places the organism in Eukaryota, Metazoa, Hemichordata, Enteropneusta, Harrimaniidae.
AACUUUACACAUUUUAGAUUUUCGAUGUUUUAUUUCUAGUUUAUGUUUUUUUUUAAAAAAACAAGUCAUAUCUAAAGGCUUUCAGGGUUGUUUUGUUCCAGUGAUUACCGCCGUAUUUAACUCGAUUGUACCAAAUUGAUCGGCUACCUGUCAAUACGGACGCGAGGCACUAUUUCUCAGUGCACUCCAUCGAAUUUAGAAAAAAAGCUAACCGAAGUCGCCGCGUUUUUUGCACUUGUGUCAAAUUGUAUAAAUUUGAUGCCAAUCGGAUUUACUACUUUCGAUCUCAUUGCGGUAGUGACCAAAUUACUAGUACUGCACAAGUUGAUGAUUCUCUGAAUAUUAAUGUCUCCAAAUAUACAUAGUAUAUUGAAAACCAGUUAACACAGCAUGGUAGAAUGACACAGGGUCAGUGAUUGACUUGAAUCCACUUUUCCAAUUCCGAUAUCUGCAUUUCACUGCACACUAUGGAUAAUUGCAAACAUGUCAGCAAGCUACGUUUAGCACAGAACCACUCCAUUCUGAAUCCACAGAAAUGGUUAUGUUUGGUUUGCGGGACUACUGAAAGUGUUUGGGCAUGUUUGAGCUGCCCACAUGUGGCGUGUGGAAGAUACAAUGAAGAACAUGCCUUGAAGCAUUUCGAAGAACGGCACCAUCCAGUAGCUUUGGAAGUUAAUGAGAAAUACGUCUUUUGCUAUAUUUGUGAUGACUAUGUUCUCAAUGAUAACAGUGCCGGCGAUAUCAGACUUCUGCGUACCACCCUGACUGCUAUUGCAGCACAGAAUCUAGAAGAGAAGUCAACUCGAAGUGGGCGUGUCCGGAGACCAGUUACACCGUAUCCAGAUACCACAGAAAGCCCGGCUACUGAGAGACAGCUUCAUAUGGAGGACAGAGCUUAUACAGCCUUGUAUCAUCGACGACACAUCCUAAUGAAAAAGAUAUUCACUUCCUGGAGGAGUCUCAUAUCGAGCCGACAGAAAAAAAUGAAAGAACAACCGCCUCCCAAACAAGUCUCCAUAUGCACAGCAAAUAAUGCUGUUGCUAUCAGUAGUAAAAUUAAAAACAGUACUAGUAGUUUGAACAAUAGAAAAAGGCCAAUCAGUGCACUAGCUGAGUUGUCAUCUUCUGCUAGUAAAAGGAAAUGGACCUCCAUUACACCGGGGGUUACAGGGCUACGCAAUCUUGGUAACACCUGCUACAUGAAUUCUAUAUUACAAGUCUUGGGUCAUAUUGAGAAAAUUCGUGACUGCUUCCUUAAUUUGGACAUGCCAGACAUCCUUUUAAAAAAAGGAAUAGACAAUCGGAAUGGAAAUGGGAAAAAAAAAAUCUAUGCUAGGCAAACAACAGUUGAAUGUUAUAAGGAAGUUGAAACGCCAAGGAAUAAACAUAGAAAUGCAAGUUCAUCGCAAAGACAAUCAGCAAGCAAUGGCGGUCUAAGUGGUGGAUCGUCAAAAGGAGUUGAAAACUGGAAAUACAAGGAUCCUAAGACACUGAAAAGAAAUGUACCUCUUUGUCAUGAGUUACAUGCACUGUUUCGUGUGAUGUGGUCUGGUAAAUGGGCAAUAGUGUCACCACAUGCAAUACUGAGUUCUAUAUGGAGACUUAUACCCUCAUUUAAAGGCUAUUCGCAGCAAGAUGCACAGGAGUUCCUAUGUGAGCUAUUAGACAAGUUGAACUCUGAGAUGCAUUUUGCAGUGUCUUCCACCGUAGUGUCUCCCAAUCCCCGUAGUAUGCUGACUCCCAGCGAGAUUAUUAGUUCAAGUUUCCAGGGUCAGUUAGUUAGUCAAGUCACCUGUCUAGAGUGUCUCAUCAAUUCAAAUACUUACGAGCCAUUCUGGGAUCUAUCAUUGGAGUUCCCUGAAAGGUAUCAGUGCGGGAGAGGGAAUGAACUGUCCACAGAUAGCUGCCAUGUUACAGAAAUGCUAGCAAAGUUUACAGAAGUGGAAAAGCUUGAGGGCCGUGUGUACGAAUGUGAUUACUGUAACAGCAGACGACGGCGUGUAUCAUCAAAACCUAUCAUCAAAACUGAAGCUAGCAAACAACUACUUAUAACCACAUUACCUCAGGUGCUAAGACUUCAUCUCAAGAGAUUUCGUUGGUCUGGUCGAAUGCAUAGGGAGAAGAUUAAUGUACAUGUAGAUUUCAGUCAGAGGUUAGAUAUGAAACCGUUUUGUUCACCCAGUCUUGGCUGUGAACCACUUGAUUACGAGUAUGAUCUAGCUGCAGUGGUUAUACACCAUGGCAGGGGAUUUGGUUCUGGUCACUACACUGCUUACUGCUGGAAUGCUCAAGGAGGUUUUUGGGUCCACUGCAACGAUUCAAGACUCGAUCUCUGUUCCAUUGAAGACGUGACAUCAUGCCAAGCAUACAUUCUCUUCUACACUCAGAAGAAGUUGAGACCAAACAUUUGCUCUCCUCUGAUUGAAGACAGAGACGUUGAGAUGACAAUUAGUGGGAAUACUGAAACAUAGAAGCAAUUUUAAUCCUCCUAAAAGUCCUGGCCCAUUCACUCCUAAAUAAUCAUUCAUUGAUAAGAAUGUAGUGACCUUAUUUUAGGUUAGUCAGUGUAUGAGAUGCACUAGUUGGUAUCUUGUUUAUGUCAGACUAAAUCAUUUGAGUUUGAGGGAGAGAGGGGUGAAGUAGAUGGAUAUAGAUUAGUGUGAAUAAUAUGAAACUAUCUUGGUUGCAGAUGGAAGGAUGUCUGAAGUGUUGAACCUAACUUGAACCUUACCUUCCUGUGUAAACUUGAACCAAACCUUCCUGUGAUAAAAUUUUGUAGUUUUGCUUUUGACAAUAAAUCAUUUUAUUUCCACACUGCCAUUUCAACAAGAGAAUUCCAAUUUACAUGCACAUGUAUCAGGGAUGGUAUUGUGCUUAUUUGCAAAGCUUAUGAGAUUAUCAACACUGUCAGCUAAAUUUCACUACUCCUCUGAAAACUGGAGUCUCUUUGAAUUCUAAUUAGCUUGUGCUGUUAAGGUACCCACCACUCAGGUUUGACGUCAGCUGACCUUCCUAGUCCACAUUCCUAAAUCAAUGCUUUAUCUCUUCUUUUGGACAAUUACAAGUGUUUUUUCUGCUGUUGACUUUGUUUUAUAAUUGAAUUUUUAAUGUCAGUGUUGUACCUAUGCUGUUGAUACCCAUCCAAAAGUCAUUGAUUGCUACACUCUGCUUAAGAUUUCAUUGAAUGGAAAAAAUAAAAUAUUCACUGGGUUUAAAUUCACAGAUUUUCCAGUGAAACAGGUUCUAUAAUACAUGUGAGCAUGAAUUUAAAAAAAUUUAAUUACCAGUGAAAACAGCGUUAUUAAAACCUGUACCGUAUAAAAAUAAAUGAGACCAAUCUGUGGACUGCUCUUCCACCCACAAUUUAAUGUUAUUAAUGUGUCAGUUAUAUGAUGCAUUUUUUAACUGGACCAAAACUUUUCCAAUGUUGAUGGAACUACAAUAACUGUAAAAUAACAAGGAUUGCUAUAUUGUGAAUUUUAGUACUGUAUGCAAUUGUUGGAAAAAUUCAGUGUUGUGAUGGAGUUUAAUGUGUUUGUGUUGUAGUUAUUAGUUUCAAAUUAUUAGUUUUAAAGUUGCGCUAGUUAGUACCAGAUUUGUACCAAAUAUCAUGAUAGAUGUAGAAUAGAAUCUUUUUAUACAACUGAUAUUUAAGCAACCUUUGUGUAUUUGAUUUGAAAGCAAUGUAAAAAUGAGAACAAACUUGUCAUA